AUGGCUGUAGAGACUGUACAGGUGGGUGAGCAAGAAGAGGAAGCGCUGCCUGAUAAAAUUGAAAUUGUUCCCUAUAAAGAUGAGUCCGAUAUGGACGACGUAAUUCGGCUGAUUGAGGCUGAGCUGAGCGAACCAUACCAUAUCUAUACAUAUCGCUACUUUUUGCAUCAAUGGCCGCAUCUUAGCUUUCUUGCAUGGGCCCAUGUCAACAAUGAACGAAAAGCGGUGGGUGUCAUUGUGAACAAGCUCGAUCGUCAUUUACGUGGAUCACGGUUGUGGCGCGGAUAUAUUGCGAUGUUGAGCGUCGAUCCGCAAUGGCGUGGUCGUGGUAUUGCCACCCGCCUAGUUCAAGCGGCUCUUGAAAAAAUGACUCAGUUGGGUGCGGCAGAGGUCACGCUAGAGACGGAAGUGACCAACACAGCAGCACUAAAGCUGUAUGAAAAUUCAGGGUUUAUGCGCGAAAAGCGUCUUCAUCGGUUCUAUUUGAACGGCAAUGAUGCUUUCCGCUUACUGCAUCCUAUCAAACCACCCAGUGGGCAGGCAUACCCACCACCUAGACGUAUGGAUUCGAUUGAGGAACAUAUCUUGUAA
Messenger RNA from Malassezia pachydermatis, 591 nucleotides. RefSeq names its product mak3 n-acetyltransferase. Gene Ontology annotation, biological process: N-terminal peptidyl-methionine acetylation. The transcript is spliced from 6 exons. NCBI's taxonomy places the organism in Eukaryota, Fungi, Basidiomycota, Malasseziomycetes, Malasseziales, Malasseziaceae. Gene Ontology annotation, cellular component: NatC complex. Gene Ontology annotation, molecular function: protein-N-terminal amino-acid acetyltransferase activity. Bases 1 to 591 code for a protein of 196 amino acids. The record is from RefSeq and is a predicted model, not a curated record.